Messenger RNA from Anoplopoma fimbria (sablefish), 5859 nucleotides. RefSeq names its product Ras protein-specific guanine nucleotide-releasing factor 2b (gene rasgrf2b). NCBI's taxonomy places the organism in Eukaryota, Metazoa, Chordata, Actinopteri, Perciformes, Anoplopomatidae. The transcript is spliced from 29 exons. The coding region runs from base 1 to 3876 and encodes 1291 amino acids. Gene Ontology annotation, molecular function: protein binding; guanyl-nucleotide exchange factor activity. Gene Ontology annotation, cellular component: plasma membrane. The record is from RefSeq and is a predicted model, not a curated record. Gene Ontology annotation, biological process: Ras protein signal transduction; positive regulation of GTPase activity.
AUGCAGAAGAGCGUCCGCUACAACGAAGGGCACGCGCUGUUUCUGUCGGCGGUCGCGCGUAAAGAGGGCACCAAGCGCGGCUACCUGAGCAAGAAGACCGCGGAAAACAGCCGCUGGCACGAGAAGUUCUUCGCCCUCUACCAGAAUAUACUGUUCUACUCCGAGAACGAGCAGAGCGCCAGACCUGCCGGGAUUUACUUGUUGGAAGGAUGCACCUGCGAUCGCUCCCCGGCGCCCAAGAUGUCCACCACUGGGAGGGAAGCGCUGGAGAAACAGCACUACUUCCUCAUCGUGUUUGGUCACGAUGGACAGAAGCCUCUGGAGCUGCGGACGGAUGAGGAGAGUGAGUGCGAUGAAUGGGUGGAGGCCAUCCAGCAGGCAAGUUACUCUGAAAUCAUCAUUGAACGAGAGGCGCUGAAGCAGAGAUACAUCCACCUCGUACAGAUAGUGGAGACUGAGAAGGUGGCCGCCAAUCAGCUGCGCACCCAGCUCGAAGAUCAGGGCACAGAGAUCGAGAGGCUCAAAUCAGAGAUUAUAGCUCUGAACAAAACCAAGGAGCGAAUGCGGCCUUACCAUGUCAACCAGGAAAAUGAAGACCCCGAUAUCAAAAAGAUCAAAAAGGUGCAGAGUUUCAUGCGGGGCUGGCUCUGUAGGAGGAAGUGGAAGAUCAUCGUUCAGGACUACAUCUGCUCUCCUCACGCUGAGAGCAUGAGGAAGAGGAACCAGAUCGUCUUCAACAUGGUGGAGGCAGAAACAGAGUACGUCCACCAGCUCUACAUCCUGGUCAACUGUUUCCUCAGACCUCUGCGGAUGGCAGCCAGCUCCAAGAAACCCCCCAUCAGCCACGACGAUGUCAGCAGCAUCUUCCUCAAUAGUGAGACCAUCAUGUUCCUACAUGAGAUUUUCCAUCAAGGCUUGAAGGCGAGGAUAGCCAACUGGCCAACUCUAGUGCUUGCGGACCUAUUCGAUAUCCUGCUGCCCAUGCUGAACAUCUAUCAGGAGUUUGUGCGUAACCAUCAGUACAGCCUGCAGGUUUUGGCCAACUGUAAGCAGAACAGGGACUUUGACAAGCUGCUGAAACAGUACGAAUCUAACCCCGCCUGUGAGGGAAGGAUGCUCGAGACCUUCCUCACAUACCCGAUGUUCCAGAUUCCCCGCUACAUCAUCACCCUGCACGAGUUAUUGGCACACACGCCACAUGAGCAUGUGGAACGAAAGAGUCUUGAAUUUGCCAAGUCCAAAUUAGAGGAACUGUCCAGGGUUAUGCAUGACGAGGUGAGCGACACAGAGAACAUCAGGAAGAACCUGGCCAUAGAGAGGAUGAUAGUGGAGGGCUGUGACAUCCUGCUGGACACCAGCCAGACCUUCGUCAGGCAGGGCACUCUGAUCCAGCUGCCGUCGGUGGAGCGAGGGAAGCUCAGUAAGGUCCGUCUGGGCGCUCUCUCUCUGAAGAAGGAAGGGGAACGGCACUGCUUCCUCUUCACCAAACACUUUCUCGUCUGCACUCGCAGCUCUGGGGGAAAACUGCACCUUCUCAAGCAAGGUGGAGUUUUGUCCCUGAUUGACUGCACACUCAUAGAGGAACCAGAUGCCAGCGAUGAGGAGUCUAAAGCUGGCGGUCAGGUAUUUGGUCAGUUGGACUUUAAGCUUAUAGUGGAGCCUUCGGACUUGCCUUCUUUCACUGUGGUGUUGCUGGCACCAUCGCGGCAGGAGAAGGCGGCAUGGACCAGUGAUAUUAGCCAGUGUAUAGAUAAUAUCCGCUGUAAUGGCUUGAUGACCAGUGUAUUUGAGGAGAACUCUAAAGUCACUGUGCCUAAUAUGAUCAAAUCCGAUAUGCGUCUCCAUAAAGAUGAUGUUGACAUUUGCUUCAGCAAGACGCUCAACUCCUGCAAGGUCCCCCAGAUCCGCUAUGCCAGCGUGGAUCGGCUGCUCGAGAGGCUGACCGACCUGCGCUUCCUCUCCAUAGACUUCCUCAACACCUUCCUGCACACAUACAGGAUGUUCACCACAGCAACCGUUGUCAUGGGCAAACUGGCCGACAUCUACAAGAAGCCCUUCUCCUCCAUACCUAUCAGAGUGCAGUACCACUCAUUUGACCGUCUGUCUAUCUCAUCCAUCUGUCCCGACUACAGUCUGAAGAUCAAGAGGAUAGCCGUGGAUCAGUCCAAGUCCUUGGAGCUGUUCUUUGCCACCAACCAGAACAACAGAAGUGGCGAACACAUAAACGACAAAUCUCCUCGUCUUUGCCGCAAGUUCUCCUCUCCUCCUCCUCUGUCCAUCCAGUCCCGCACCUCCUCCCCUGUCCGAACCCGAAAGCUCUCCCUCCACUCCCCCAUCACUGCCAGGGUCGGAGGGCUCGACCUAACCAGUCCUCUGUUAAACUCCAGCGUCAACCAUAACACUUCCCAGUCGGCUGCCAGUAGCCCCACAUCUGCCUUCACCCCCCAAACCUCCUCUCCUCCCCCUCCUCCCUCUUCCACCUCUCCCCCACUCGACAACUCAAAGCCACCACAGGACCAAGUUCCACCCAUUCCCUCCUCCCCAGACCAAAGUCCCUGCUCGACUGCAGAGGGGGAGGACGCGCCUAAGAUUGACCCUUUCUCUGGCAAACUGAGACGGAGCAUCCGCAGAGCUCUGCUGGAGUCGGUAUCACUGGAGAAAAUCAUUCCAGAGUCUCCUCAGAGCAGUGAAGCAGGAGACAUGUCUCCAUGUCGCUCACCUUCCACACCUCGACACCUCCGCUACAGGCAGCCUGGAGUUCAGCCAGGGGAGAACUCCCGCUGCCCAGUCUCUCCUGCUUCAGCCUUUGCAAUUGCCACGGCAGCAGCAGGACAUGGUUCACCACCAGUGUUUACUAACUCUGAAAGAACUUGUGAUAAAGAGUUCAUCAUCCGAAGAGCUGCAACUAACAGAGUUCUCAACGUUCUGCGGCACUGGGUUUCCAAACACUCACAGGACUUUGAGAUGAACGGGGAGCUGAAGAUGUCGGUGGUCUGUCUCCUGGGAGAGGUGCUCAGAGAUCCAGACCUCCUCCCUCAGGAGAGUAAAGCAACUGCCAACAUACUGAGUGCCCUUUCUCAGGACGAGCAGGAGGAUGCCAUGCUGAGGAUAGAGGACAUUUUACAGAUGGCGGACUGUCCGAAGGCAGAGUGUUUCGAGUCUCUCCCGGCGAUGGAGCUGGCCGAGCAGAUCACUCUUCUGGAUCACAUCGUCUUCAGGAGCAUCCCUUAUGAAGAGUUCCUUGGGCUGGGCUGGAUGAAGGUUGAUAAGACAGAGAGGACGCCAUACAUCAUGAAAACUUCUCAACACUUCAAUGAUAUGAGUAACCUGGUGGCAUCGCAGAUUAUGACCCACACCGACGUGGGCUCGAGGGCCAACUCCAUAGAAAAGUGGGUUGCCGUGGCUGACAUUUGCCGCUGUCUCAACAACUACAACGGAGUUCUGGAGAUCACAUCCGCACUUAAUCGCAGUGCCAUCUACCGUUUGAAGAAGACCUGGGCUAAAGUCAGCAAACAGGCUAAAACCCUCAUGGACAAACUGCAGAAGACCGUGUCCACUGAGGGAAGGUCUAAAAAUCUGAGGGAGACCCUGAAAAACUGCAACCCUCCGUGUGUGCCGUACCUGGGAAUGUAUCAAACUGACUUGGCCUUUAUUGAGGAGGGGAGGCCCAAUUUUACUGAGGAAGGUCUUGUGAACUUCUCCAAAAUGAGGAUGAUAUCCCACAUCAUCAGAGAGAUCCGACAGUUUCAGCAGACUCCGUACAGAAUAGAGCAUCAAGCCAAGGUGACCCAGUACCUCCUGGAUAAGACUCUCAUCAUGGAUGAAGAGACACUCUAUGAUCUCUCACUGAAGAUUGAGCCCAGGCUUCCUGCCUGAGUUGCAGCAGUUUGUGGCCAGUGGGAACCUGCCAUACCUGGACCCCCAAGGGCAACAAGCCCCCGCAAUCUCAACAAUCAAGAGAAAAUCGGAGAGUUUUGAGAGCAACGUGGAAAUGGGAAUAAGAGAAAUACUGACUGAAGUGAGAGAUAUCUUUAGAGUCAAGUAUGAGGACAGUUGUACAAGCUUUUUACAAGAGUCUGGAGGGAGCAUGAGAAGAGGACAAGGCUGAGAUUUUCUAAGCUGCUGGAUUGAUUGUCUUCAAGGAGAACAAGAGGAGGAGGUUUUCGUUGCAUUGCGUGAGGGUUUUAAGGAAAUGACAUGUCGCCGCGUGCGUACAUCGUUCCUCAGAAGAGAGUGCGGUGCACAUGACAUCACACAUGGAGCAUGGAGUGAAUGGAUGGAAUAAAGUGGGUGUAACAGAGAUGUAGCAUAUACAGAUAGUGUGACAGAGAGGUGUCUGAGCCCGUGUCUCUGUGCCGUCGUCAAUGUUCUGUUGCCUGUGCAUUUACGUGCCACGUCCUGGAGCAAGAGCCCCAAAAAAUAGCUUUUUGUCAUGAUGGUCACUGCAUAAAACGUGCAUGAAUUCAGCUUAGGAUGUAACUGUCUAAAUGGCCUUCCACCUGACCCCUGACCCUCAGCUUAGCAUGCUUCACUCUUACCAGAGUGACUCUCUAAGCCACUAUGCAUCCUCAGUGGGCUGGGUGUGGCAAAAAAAAGCCUUUAAGCCUUCAAAUAUAAUGUAAAAUGAAAAUAACUUAAAGUGAAAAAUUUGAUAUAUUUUGAUGAGGUGGCUGAUUUUUCCAUUGAUAAAAUAAUUAAUUCUGUAUAAGUCUUUAGUCCGUCUUUGCCUAAAGACUGAAUAGAAAGCUAUUGCUCAAAUGAAAACGUCCACAUGAAUGAUACAAAAUAUAAACACUGUGUCAGUGCCUUCCACUAGUGUAGGUCAAUUUCCCCUCAGUUCACUCAUUCAACCUCUUUUUCCCCCAGAAAAUAGGUUAUGUAGACUUCAGAGUAGCAUGCUAGUGUCAACACAGUAAAGUCAUUGCAGCAAAUAUCUCCCUCUAGUGUUUAAACAUUGUUAUAACCUCUACUGACCCAAAGCUUUUGCAGCGUUUGUGUAUUUGUUGGAUUUCUUUGGCUUUUACAAAUCGUCUGAUACUGACGUGUGUAGUCGGGUCCCAUUGUGUAACUCUUGGAUGUAGGCUGGGACAGUGUUUACACUCUCUGAGAUGUAGCUUCGCUUGAGUGACAGUAUGAUCGUUAUUAACCAUGCUAUUUAUUUCAUCAGAUACUGUAUUUAUGAUAUUUUUGUAUAUAGUUACUCCACACAUAUCAUAUGAUUGAUGAAGAGAUAGAUUGAAUUGUUAUGCUGUGAAUAUUGAUUUUAUUGGGGUUUUUUGUCUCUCUUGCUUUUAUGUUGAAGUGUAGUUUUGCAUCCAACGCUCUUGUAUUGCAAGAAAUCUGUUCAACUUUAUUCUAAAAAAAAACAAACAAUGUCAUUUGAAAGUGAAAAAAAUGUAGCAUUUGAAUAAUCAAGUUUGUUUUCCGUAUUGCUGAUAUGAUGAACAUAGUUUUCCUGCAUGCACACAACAGCUGCAUGUUGUGCAUGUCCGACUGGACGCUUCUUGUGCGUUGUCCCUCUGCUUUUCUAUAUCAAUAUUGUCUCUGUAGCUGUCAGGAGGCUCUGUUAAAAGGCAUAGAAACAAUAUUUUGUCCAUCAAAUCUGGAACAUUCGUCUGUAGCUCAAGCAUAUUCUUUAGGCAAUGUCAUCUGCAAGAGAGCCUGUUGUUAUGGAGUAGCAAUGUCGGGAGAAACAGAUUGAUUAGAUGAAAUGUUUUCAGACGUUGCUUUUGGGGGAAAAACAUGUCUGCACUGCGUCUGUAAUUCUGAGUGUCUGUUUGACACACAGGUUUGGGAAUGCAGGAUGCUAUGUUUGUAUUGUAUCAUUUCACUGUAUUUGUUUGCAUUUUCACUUGUAGA